GUAGCAUAAUAUACAAAAUCGAAAAAGAGAAGAGAAUAGAAACCCUAACUUAUUGAUCAAAGGGGAAAAUUUGCCAUAACUAUCGAUUCAUCUCGAUAAAUCACCAAAUCGAAAGGCUCUUUCACCAAAUCUAAGAAAAUGGGAAACGCUGAAAAAUUAAUGAAUCAGAUCAUGGAGCUGAAGUUCACAUCGAAGAGCCUUCAACGCCAAGCCCGAAAAUGUGAGAAGGACGAAAAAGCGGAGAAGCUCAAGGUGAAGAAGGCUAUUGAGAAAGGAAACAUGGACGGCGCUAGAAUUUACGCCGAAAACGCCAUCCGCAAGCGCAGCGAACAGAUGAACUAUCUUCGUCUCUCCUCUCGCCUUGACGCCGUUGUCGCUCGCCUCGAUACUCAGGCGAAGAUGGCAACUAUUAGCAAGUCAAUGUCAUCGAUCGUGAAAUCACUGGAGUCAUCUCUCAACACAGGGAAUUUACAGAAGAUGUCGGAGACGAUGGAUUCAUUUGAGCGUCAAUUUGUUAAUAUGGAGGUUCAAGCUGAGUUUAUGGAGAGUUCUAUGGCUGGAAGUACUUCCCUGUCAACUCCAGAGGACCAGGUCGGCAGCCUGAUGCAGCAGGUGGCUGAUGAUUAUGGGCUCGAGGUGUCUGUGGGGCUUCCACAACCAGCUGCCCAUGCUAUAUCUUCUAAGAAUGAGGAGAAAGUUAAUGAGGAUGAUCUGUCCAGACGUCUUGCUGAGCUCAAGGCGCGUGGGUAAUUGAGAAACUAAAAAUUCUUGUGUUAGUACAGAAGCUCGGGUAUUGAUGUAACAUGAUAUAGUAUGUGAAGUUUUAUUUGAUGCUCACUCAAAAUUGAACAGCUUUAAUGUACAUUUUAUUCUCCUGUGAUUGUGUAGUCAAUUUGCUUCUAUCUAACGAGCUUAUGACAUUUGUAUCUUUG
Molecule: messenger RNA, 932 nt
Organism: Nicotiana attenuata
Lineage: Eukaryota; Viridiplantae; Streptophyta; Magnoliopsida; Solanales; Solanaceae
Product: ESCRT-related protein CHMP1A-like
Exons: 2
Coding region: 139-750 (203 amino acids)
Biological process (GO): endosome transport via multivesicular body sorting pathway; protein transport; late endosome to vacuole transport
Cellular component (GO): ESCRT III complex; multivesicular body
Source: RefSeq, a predicted model, not a curated record